GGGCUGCAGAAGCCCCGGGGGAGCAGAGGGUCCUACCUGGAGGCUCGGAAAAACUCCAGUGGGACACCCAACAGCUUUGUAGGGAAGUCCAACCACCACGUCCAUGGUUCAGCCUUUCCCAUCAAACCCGCCCAGAGCCCGGCCUGGAGCUCCUCGUGUCGCCGCAGCCUCCUCAGCCCCAAGAAGACCCCCAGGAGGUUCAUCAGCACAGCUGAGGAGACUGUUCGGGAGGAGGAGCGAGAGAUCUACAGGCAGCUGCUCCAGAUGGUGACAGGAAAACAGUUUUCCACCUCCAAACCCUCUUCCCUCUUCCCCUUCCAUCUCUCCAGAUGUUCCAAUUCCAGCAAAUCCCUGGUGAAAGAAGCUCCCAGCAAGAAUUCCAAGCUCUUUGAAGCUCCCAGUGUCCCACCAGCCCCUUCAGCCACCAGCAUCCUCCCAGCACCUGAGCAGCCACUACACAAACUCCCCCUCUACUCUCCUCCCAGUUACCCCCCCAGUACCUUCCAGUCCAGCAACUCCACAGCCCAGCACCAGCAGGAAAACACACCAGCCUCUUCCACACACUCUGAAGGGUCUGAUUCUGUCAUUUUGCUGAAGGUGAAGGAUUCCAGAACCCCAGCACCAAGCCUCCCCUUCUUCCAGGCAGAGCUGUGGAUCAAAGAGCUGACCAGCGUCUACGACUCCCGCGCCCGCGAGCGGUGGCGGCAGAUCGAGGAGCAGAAGGCCCUGGCCCAGCAGCUGCAGAGCCAGAGGCUGCAGGAGCAGGAACAUUCAGUGCAGGAUCCGGUGGCUUUAAACCUCCGGGUGCCCCUGGAGAGGGAGAUCCCAGUGACGGUGGUUCCUGAGAAGAAGGAGGAGCCCAGCUCGGGGGAGGGGGAGGAGGAGUUCCCGGAGAUCACCGAGGAAAUGGAGAAGGAAAUCAAGAGUGUGUUCCGAGGAGGGAACCAGGACGAGGUUCUCAGCGAAGCUUUUCGCUUGACGAUCACCAGGAAGGACAUUCAGACCCUCAACAACCUCAACUGGCUCAACGAUGAGAUCAUUAACUUCUACAUGAACCUGCUGAUGGAGAGGAGCAAGGAGAAGGGCCUCCCAGCUGUCCACGCCUUCAAUACUUUCUUCUUCACCAAAUUAAAAACAGCAGGAUACCAGGCUGUGAAAAGGUGGACCAAAAAAGUGGACAUCUUCUCUGUGGACCUCCUGCUGGUGCCCAUCCACUUGGGAGUGCAUUGGUGCCUGGCAGUCGUGGACUUCAGGAAAAAAACCAUCACCUAUUAUGACUCCAUGGGUGGGAUCAACAGUGAAGCCUGCAGGGUCCUGCUGCAAUACUUAAAACAGGAGAGUUUGGACAAGAAGAGGAAGGAGUUUGACACCAACGGCUGGUCCUUGCUCAGCAAGAAGAGCCAGGAGAUCCCGCAGCAGAUGAACGGCAGCGACUGCGGGAUGUUCGCCUGCAAAUACGCCGACUGCAUCACCAAAGACAAGCCCAUCAACUUCACCCAGCAACACAUGCCCUACUUCAGGAAGAGGAUGGCCUGGGAGAUCCUGCACAGGAAGCUCUUGUGA
Molecule: messenger RNA, 1563 nt
Organism: Chaetura pelagica (chimney swift)
Lineage: Eukaryota; Metazoa; Chordata; Aves; Apodiformes; Apodidae
Gene: SENP1
Product: SUMO1/sentrin specific peptidase 1
Exons: 14
Biological process (GO): protein desumoylation
Cellular component (GO): nucleus
Molecular function (GO): deSUMOylase activity
Source: RefSeq, a predicted model, not a curated record